AUGGCGCACGACACUCCACCAGUUUACAUGUCCAAUACUCGGCAAUUGCAAGGUUUUCUAAGCCUGAAGAAAAUCGAAAGACUACGUCUCUGUGUGGAGAUUACGGAGAACAAAGCAAGCGAGAAGAGUAAAACAUUGUUGAGCUUUGGCUCAGAAGUAGAAGCAGAAGCUUCAGUAGUUGAGUCCAGAGACGAAAAUUACAGUGGGAGUUACGAUGGUUGCAGUCUGGAGAAGGAACAAGAGGAUAAUGAGAAUGACUGCUCUAGUAAUGUCGAAGGAGAAAAACAUGACGUAGUCGGAGAAGAUGAAAUAGAUGACGAAGAUUCACCAACGCUACCUCCCAAGAAGAGAUAUCAGAACCUCUCGAUGAGCAGAUCUAAAGGGAAUCUGGAGGUUCUUAGUUUGGAGAUGUCGUCGAUAGACAUUGCGAUGGAUUAUUGGAAAUCACACCGGACGUUGAAAUUUGCAAGGGAAAUCGAUGAGGGAACACCUGAGUGUGGGUUUGAAAGCUUGCCUUCUUACUUAUACAUGAUAAGAAGGGCAAAUCGGUGUACAGUUACGCGUCUUCAAAUCGAUGAGCUUGGAAGAUUCAUGUAUGUGUUUCUUGUCUUUGGUGCGAGCGUUAGUGGGUUUCCUUUCAUGCGCAAAGUUGUUGUAGUCGACGGUACGUUUCUCAAUGGUAAAUACAAAGGGAGGCUACUCACAGCACUAGCUCAGGACGAUGAUUCGUGGCAUUGGUUUUUUACGCAACUAAAACUUCUGAUUCCUGACGACGAGGGUCUUGCGAUAAUCUCGGACAGGCAUAACUCGAUAGGAAAAGCAAUUAGAAAUGUGUAUCCGUUGGCUGCUCGGGGAAUAUGCACCUACCAUUUAUAUAAGAACAUAUUGGGACGGUACAAAGGAAAAGAAGCAUUCCGUCUGGUGAAGAAAGCGGCAAGAUGUUUUAGGAUGUCUCACUUUACACCGAUUUUCGAGGAGAUUGAAGCGAUUCAUCCUGCACUCCACGGCUACCUCCAAAGAGCUGAUGUCCGCCUGUGGACGCGUGUUCAUUUGCCGGGCGAGAGAUGGUUUGCUGAACGGAGAGAGGAUGCCAGAUCGCAGCCAACGACGCUUACAUGUGGCGUCGAGAAACUACUACAUGGUCGUGUAACUGCCGCCAGAGAAUUGACGGUCCAAAGGAUUGAUGAUCAUCACACUGAAGUUAAAUAUGGAUCUUCUAGCGAGUCUUUGAAUGUUGUUAAUUUGGUAGAGCGAAAGUGCACAUGUCGGCGUUUCGAACGCGAGAAAUUACCAUGUGUACACGUAAUCGCAGCUGCGGAGUACAACAAUGUUUGUCGUAUAUCCCUGUGCAGUCCGUACUAUAACAGUGAAUAUUUGGUGAGCGCAUACGCUGAAUCUAUCAUGCCGGCUGACGAAGCAGAAAUCGUGGCAGACCAACCGUGCUUGCCCCCGUAUAUUCGUCAACAACCAGGAAGACCUAAGAAAAAUAGGAUGAAAUAUGCUUUAGAAGUUGCACUUCAAAACAAACGUCCUAGGAAAGAACACACAUGUUCUCGAUGUAGACAUAGUGGCCAUAAUGCGAAAACUUGUCAGAUUUAA
This is a messenger RNA of Brassica napus (rape), 1599 nucleotides long. RefSeq lists its product as uncharacterized. Gene Ontology annotation, molecular function: zinc ion binding. The coding region runs from base 1 to 1599 and encodes 532 amino acids. The record is from RefSeq and is a predicted model, not a curated record. NCBI's taxonomy places the organism in Eukaryota, Viridiplantae, Streptophyta, Magnoliopsida, Brassicales, Brassicaceae. The transcript is spliced from 6 exons.